AACUCUGCACCCGAAUCUGACGAUUCUAACCCUUUGAGUUUCACCAAGUUUGAUAUUCCGCACGAUUUUGACGAUGAUGGCCUCGAAUUUGGCGCUUCUGAUUCGGAUUUCGAUUUGGAUUUGGAUUACCGACCUCUUCUUCUUCUCCUAUGCCGCUGCCAGAACCGCCAGCUGGAUUCCUCGUAGGCGACGACGGCAAGGUUCUCCUUACUUCAACAAAUCGACUUGCCACCAUUGUUGAUCCAUCCAACAAGCUUCCAUUGGAGUGUGUUAUAAGGAGAGUCUUCAGAAGUUCUGAUGGAGACGAGUGUUUGUUGCUCUGCCCAGUCGACACGCCAGUCCAGAUAUUAAAGAGCACGAAUGUUGAUGGAUGGUCAGCUAUCAGUGAUGAGGAAGUUGAAUCUAUUCUUCCAGCUGCAGCUUAUGCACUUGCCAAGAUACACAUGCAUCUUGUUCAUAGUGGGUACUGUUAUACAGCACGUGGUGGUUUUUGCUACUCAGAAGAAGACAUAUUUGACUUUCACACGGAUGAUGGUAAGGAAGUCGAUGGUUUGCCAACUGAAGGUGUGGAAAUUACGUAUUUCAAUUUGGAAGGUGCCCAGUACAUGAUUUAUACGCCAUCUGAUCCACUUCUUUUUGUUGCUGUCAAGGACGAGAAGGGGAUGCUACAAAUUGCCGAUGAUGACUUGCUUGAAGAUCCUGCCAUCAUAGAUGCGAUAGAUGAGGAGACUGAAUUUAAUGCCUUGGUGGAAGAAGAAGCUGCACUUCAUGAUUCAAUGAUGGAUGAGAGUUAACUUACGUACUUUUUUUGGCAAUCUUACUUGCUAGUUUUCCACUGUCUUGUGUAUAUGAUCAAAUUUUGUAAGUGUGCUAUAUUUUAUAGUUGACAAUUGGGUUGAUAUAGACUUCACGUCUGGAGGAUGUUCGAGAAUUCCCUCACUUGAACCCCAAAAUAAUGUUUCUUUUAGAUGACAAGCAAAAAUGCAUCCGGUAGGCAAAUCACUGUAUUAAGUCAUGGGGAGGAAAUAUUUACACAAAUCAGCCAAAUCAAAAACUGGUUCAUGAAUCAACUAGAAGAUAUUUUUAUA
This is a messenger RNA of Arachis stenosperma, 1088 nucleotides long. RefSeq lists its product as uncharacterized. Bases 150 to 794 code for a protein of 214 amino acids. The transcript is spliced from 10 exons. The record is from RefSeq and is a predicted model, not a curated record. NCBI's taxonomy places the organism in Eukaryota, Viridiplantae, Streptophyta, Magnoliopsida, Fabales, Fabaceae.